UUGGCUGGCUUUCAAAACGUAAUGAUUGACAGAAUAACUAACUGCGUAAAAAAACGGUGCUUUUUUUCUGCUCCAGAGCAACGAUUUGAGUAAAUUCUGCCCAAUCUGAACGCAACAAUGGCAAGACGCCAAGUGGCCAAUCAGGAGUUGUCUGAGGUGUUAAAUGAACUGUGGCGUCUGGACGUCAACCGCCUCAAGCCGGGGACUGAUUACAUCAUUGCCCCUCAGGGACGAGCCGGCUACGUGGCUCAGGGCAGCAACUAUGCCAAGGAUCGUGCCCAUGCGCCACUCUUCAUAUACGUCGAUGAGGACAAACUGAGGAGCAUCAAGACAUAUGCAUACUUCAUCAACUUGCUGGACAACUACGAGAUGUCGACAGGCGUGUCAGAGUCUGUGACCCAUGAGGAGCUUCAGGAGAACCGCAAGUUCCUGGACGCCAUCCUGGACACAGACGUCAUGAAGUGCGCUCACCAGUACCUGGUCAAGAAGAGACAGUCGUCGCCGGAUGUGAUGAGUUUCAAGAAGCAACUCUACAACAUCUGGUUCCGCCUGUACCACCGUGACAGGAGAGGAGGGGCGGACUCGUGCGGCUUCGAGCAUGUGUUCGUGGGCGAGACCAAGCAGGGGCAGGAGAUUACAGGCCUUCACAACUGGGUACAGUUCUACCUACAGGAGAAGCACGGCCACAUCGAUUACAAAGGCUACAAAGCACGGGACAAUAAAGACACCCCCGAUGAGGACGACCACGUGCUCAACCUGCAGUUUAGCUGGAAGGGCCUGGUCAAGCCAGUGGGCGGCUCCUUCAUUGGGGUUAGUCCCGAAUUGGAGGUGGCGAUGUUCACCAUCGUCUUCCUACAGUCUGGAGACAAGACCAGCACGCUGGAGGUGAAGGUGGAUGAGUAUGUUUUGGAGUUGGUGGUUCACAGGCACGGCCGCUCCAUCGGGUCAUCUUACCCAAAACUCCUCAGCAGCAACCACCGGGACUUGUAGCUUGUUUUUGGUAUAAAAAUGGAUCGAAAUUCUACACACAAACAGGUUUCAAGAGAACAAUAUAUUUGUGAACAUUCCUACAUAGCUAUUCAAAACAAAAGACCAUUUUUCCAGUGAUACUAAAAAUGGAGCUAUUGUACAUUCUAUUCCUGAUUUUUUACAUUACAUUAACAUUACCUAGGUAAUCAUAAUUUGUGUAUGUAAUUCAUCAUGUUACAUGAGGUUCCACUUGUUCUAGUCGUCACAAUUUUACAGAGACAGUCAAGGGAAUGCGACCCCACCCAAAAAAAAAAAAACAAAAAACAAGAAGUAGAAUCACAAGAGCACACAAGAAGAAUUUUAAGAAUUGUAACAUGAUAAAACAAACACUAAUAUAACUAAAAUACAGUAAAAUGACUUCCUGGUUCUCUAGUUGUUACACCUCCCGCCACCCGAAGUUAAAAAAGGUACAGAUUAACAACAU
This is a messenger RNA of Hippocampus comes (tiger tail seahorse), 1453 nucleotides long. RefSeq names its product poly(U)-specific endoribonuclease-C-like. Bases 118 to 990 code for a protein of 290 amino acids. The transcript is spliced from 7 exons. Lineage: Eukaryota; Metazoa; Chordata; Actinopteri; Syngnathiformes; Syngnathidae. Gene Ontology annotation, molecular function: RNA endonuclease activity. The record is from RefSeq and is a predicted model, not a curated record.